Molecule: messenger RNA, 1660 nt
Organism: Halichondria panicea
Lineage: Eukaryota; Metazoa; Porifera; Demospongiae; Suberitida; Halichondriidae
Product: eukaryotic translation initiation factor 2 subunit 3, Y-linked-like
Exons: 12
Coding region: 58-1512 (484 amino acids)
Biological process (GO): formation of translation preinitiation complex
Cellular component (GO): cytosol; eukaryotic translation initiation factor 2 complex
Molecular function (GO): GTPase activity; GTP binding; tRNA binding
Source: RefSeq, a predicted model, not a curated record
ACUACUUCCCUUUCUUUGUUUCCUCCCCCGCUCCACGUGUAACCCCCAGCGAUUAUAAUGGCGACAGAAAGUGUAGAAAGUGCUGUCGUGGAAGAGGCAGGAGCCUCCGCAGGGCCGCCCAGACUAGCCGAGCAGAAUCUAGAGACUUUAAAUGUGGCUACUUUGAAUCCUCUCUCCCCCGAAGUCAUCAGUCGCCAGGCAACCAUUAAUAUAGGUACUAUUGGACAUGUAGCUCACGGCAAGUCCACUGUUGUUAAAGCUAUCUCAGGAGUUCAGACUGUGCGCUUUAAGAAUGAGCUGGUCAGAAACAUCACCAUCAAGCUGGGAUAUGCCAACGCUAAGGUGUACAAGUGUGACAAUGAGCGGUGUCCUAGACCUGGUUGCUAUAGAUCUUGCAGUAGCUCUAAAGAAGAUGUGUUCCCUUGCACUAGACCAGGUUGCAAGGGAAGCUUCCGGUUACUAAGGCAUGUAUCGUUUGUGGAUUGCCCCGGUCACGAUAUCCUCAUGGCCACCAUGCUCAAUGGAGCUGCUGUGAUGGACGCAGCACUGUUGUUAAUAGCGGGCAAUGAGUCGUGUCCCCAACCACAAACGUCCGAGCACUUGGCAGCCAUUGAGAUUAUGAAGCUGAAACACAUCAUCAUCCUUCAGAACAAGAUUGAUCUUAUCAGAGACACACAAGCUAAAGACCAGUAUCAAGAGAUUCUCAAGUUUGUACAAGGCACAGUGGCAGAGGGUGCUCCAAUCAUCCCCAUCUCUGCCCAGCUUAAGUACAAUAUAGAGGUCAUCUGUGAGUACAUCUCUAAGAAGAUACCCAUUCCAGUGAGGGACUUCACUUCAGAGCCACGACUCAUCGUCAUAAGAUCCUUUGAUGUCAACAAACCGGGGGCGGAGGUAGACGAGCUAAAGGGGGGCGUGGCAGGUGGGAGUAUCCUCAAGGGUGUGCUAAAAGUUGGCAUGGAGAUAGAGGUUCGUCCAGGCAUAGUGUCCAAGACUCCUGAUGGCAAGAUCCAGUGUCAGCCGAUACGUUCGCGCAUCCUCUCACUGUUUGCAGAGCACAAUGAGCUCCAAUAUGCUGUGCCAGGUGGACUCAUUGGUGUGGGUACUAAGAUUGACCCUACGCUGUGUCGAGCUGAUCGACUGGUUGGUCAGGUAUUGGGAGCAGUGGGGGCACUUCCUGACAUCUAUGUAGAGCUGGAGAUCAGUUACUUCCUCCUAAGAAGACUGUUGGGGGUCAGGACAGAGGGAGACAAGAAAGGAGCAAAGGUUCAGAAACUGAGCAAGAAUGAGGUAUUGAUGGUCAACAUAGGAUCACUGUCUACUGGUGGGCGUGUGAGUGCAGUUAAGGCUGACCUUGCUAAGAUAGCACUCACACAACCUGUGUGUACAGAAGUGGGGGAAAAGAUUGCCCUGAGCAGGAGGGUGGAGAAACACUGGAGACUGAUUGGUUGGGGUCAGAUACGAAGGGGUGUGGUUUACAAGCCCCCUACAUUAUCAGAGGAAGCGGACCCGUGACAUCAUUGAUGACAUCAUUAGAACUGAAUUUUUGCAUUAAUAAUAAUACACUGUUUCAAUGUUUUAAUAGCUUUGUGUGCGUAUUAUCACAAAUUAUCUUUUUAGUAUUUGUCAUAAUGAUCACUGACUAUCGAGAAUGUGCACAAAA